ACACAGCGGCUCUGCCUGCUGCUGUACGGAGCAGGAGUGCGCGGGUUUACCGGGUGCAAUGCCGGACUCAGCACCCCCCAUUUGCGAGAAUUGUAAACCCGGUAAAGCAACAGACGAGCGAGAAGCAGCGAUAGAAAAAAUGGAUUGCUACGUACGAUGUUGUCGCUGCUUGCAUGGAGGCUCACAGAGGGAAUGUGGCGGAUUGUCGAACGGAAUGGAACGACUUCAGAGCGUGCCAUAAAGAGUCACGGAGAAGAUCUACGGGCGACGCAUAAACUUCCGUGCAGAAUGUUCAGCUCGAUACGGCUCGAUCGAGAUAUGUCUGCCAGUGGGAGCGGAGAGGUUGGAUCUUGAGUCUUGGUAACUGCACUCGGAAAACCGUGGAGCCAUAAGAUCUACUAGACCAGCUCCUUGUGGCCUGAAGGGUGGCCAGUGUUUCAGCUGCUACUUUUGCUGUUGCAUCUCUGGUGUACGGCGUUUGUGAGCGCACUGCCUGUAAGGCCGCCAGUGCUUUAGUCUAGGUGCUUUGGGGCUUUGUCGCGUUCUCCGUGAAAACGUGGACACUGGCAACGCCAUCGUGCAUGCGCAUGCGUUGUUCUACGUACGAAGAAAGCUCUUCCCUCCGCUUCAUUGCAUCUGGGGGGAGAGAGCACCCGCUUGUAGUUUGUUGUACCUACAUAGCUGAGCAAAUACAUCAAUGCGGACUUCCUUGCCGUUGGAUGUUUUGGAGUGUUGCGUUGGUGCUUCCAAGAGCUGCAGACUAGCUAUGUUACGUGUCUUCGAUGCGUAAGAGCUCUAGAACAGCUUGUAGACUCUUGCGGCCACUGACUGUAAUACUGUUGAUGUCCAAGAUGCAGCCCUGACGCAAGGAGUGCUAGAUCAGCUUGUAGUUCCGCCAGGCUGCUUGUAGGAGGUGAUACACCCGGUAUCUGUCGCGCACAGAAAAAGACAGUGUCAACCACGCCCUGCCUCUACGACCUGGUCUGAGUAAGCACCUUGACGUGCAUCCGUCAUCACUCCGUCAUGCCACGCAGCGUACGGUAGUGCCCUUCCUUGUGGAUUUAUCGGCCCUGGUGUUUAUCGAGCAUCCGUCGCACGUCAACAACAUUUACC
Ectocarpus sp. CCAP 1310/34 is the source of this 1113-nucleotide messenger RNA. The record is from the annotation of a GenBank genome assembly. NCBI's taxonomy places the organism in Eukaryota, Phaeophyceae, Ectocarpales, Ectocarpaceae.